Molecule: messenger RNA, 439 nt
Organism: Camelina sativa (false flax)
Lineage: Eukaryota; Viridiplantae; Streptophyta; Magnoliopsida; Brassicales; Brassicaceae
Product: metallothionein-like protein 3
Biological process (GO): intracellular copper ion homeostasis
Molecular function (GO): zinc ion binding; copper ion binding
Source: RefSeq, a predicted model, not a curated record
AGCCAUUGAAGUUUCAUCACAAAACAUAGCAAGAACUCAAAUCACUACAUAACUCAAACAAACCCCUUCAAGCUUUGUUCAAAAUCUCAAUCAUGUCGAACAACUGCGGAAGCUGCGACUGUGCUGACAAGACCCAGUGCGUGAAGAAGGGUUCCAGCUACACCUUCGAGACUCAGGAGAGCUACAAGGAGGCCAUGAUCAUGGACGUUGGUGCAGAGGAGAACGACGCAAAUUGCAAGUGCAAGUGCGGAUCCACCUGCAGCUGCACCAACUGCACUUGCUGCCCCAAUUAAAAAAAGCUCCUUUUUUUUUUAUCAAAAUGUAAAAUGUAAUAUGAAUAAAAUAUGAUGUGAGCUAAUCUAUUGAGCUCAUAUCUCUCUUAUGUAUGACUCUCGUAUGGUGUGAUGUAAUGGGUUAUGUGUUAUGAGCCUUAGCUUUU